GUGCACAUGUGGACUGAUCCUCAUUCCAGACCCAGCGACAGAAGAGAGAACAUCAGCUCCACAGGUUCCUCAUGCUGACGAGCACAUCAUCAUCAUCAUCAUCGUCAUCAUCAGACUGUGCUGCUGUGACACCAUGGACUUUUUAGAUCACGGCUUCCUGGGCACACGCUCGCCCUAUGAUUACACUUUUAAUUUUUGGAACGACUACCUCGGCCUGUCCACACUUGUCGCCAAAACCAAGAUCCACAGUUCGCCCUUCAGCCCCAACUCUAUCACAGAGUCCCUGAAGGCGACGCUGGGCUUGGAGGACGAUGCCCCGGAUUGCUCGUGCGUAAUUGGGCACGGCAGGGACAGCGACGCGCACUCGGACUGCUGCUGCGCGGCCGCAGCCUCUCCGCAGAUCUCCAUCUACGAUCUGAAGGAGCGCAUCUCGCUCAUCCAGCCCUACGAGCACCUGAGCGGAGAUUCUCCCUCCUGCGGAGGCAGCUUCGCGGGCCUGGACCUGCUCUCCAUGGAGACGCGGCGCAAACAGACUCAGAGGUGUAAACCGGAGCCCAAGGUGUGCGUCUUCUGUCGGAAUAACGGCGCACCGGAGGAAGUUUACGGCACUCACAUCCUGAAGACAGCGGAGGGCAGAGUGCUGUGUCCGAUCCUGCGCGCAUACACCUGCCCGCUCUGCAGCGCCAACGGCGACCAUGCGCACACCAUCAAAUACUGCCCGCUGUCCAAGGAGCAGCCGGGCCACAGGGUGGCGAGGGGGGGGCCCGGGGGGGGCAGGGUCAUCGGGAAGAGGCUGAAAAUCUUCUAACACAACAAAACAACAAAGACCACACGAUCCAUUUUGAGUUGCACUGCGUGUGCACGCGCGCGCGCGGCAUAAAUGUUGCCCCAAUUCAUGCACAAGACAAAUCUGAGAUAGAAAGAGAGAGAAAAGAAAAAAAAAGAAACACUGGCUCACAGACCAUAAUAUCUGCCUGCUUGUCAGGCCUGUGUGUGUGUGUGUGUGUGUGUGUGUGUGAGCAGUGAUCUGCUCUGAUCCACAGGUUGUGUCCCAAAAACUGACGUCAGCACAGAACAGAUGAGCAGGUUUUUCAUAUUCUAACUGUGAAAGAGUGAUUGAGGGGAAAGAGUUCAGGAGUUAGAACUAAAGAAAGUUCACUGUUCACUGAUUGAAAUAAAUGCAUGAAAUUGUCAGAAUAAUUCCACAGUGGAAAAGCACUUCAUUCACACACACACGCAUCUUUAAGGCCAGCAGAGUCAGUUUAACGUUCAUUUGUAAUGUGGUUUUUUUAGUUGCAUUUGGACGCAUUGUGCACAACAUACAGAACAUAUAUCAUUUCAACUUUGCCCAAACAGCAGAACAGAAAUCUCCAAUCCAUUCAUCAGAGUGUUUUCAUGAUUUACUUGUUUACAGCUACUUAACUGUGAAUAUGUUCUGGUUUCUUUGCUUCACAGAACAAAGAAAUCAUUUAAACUGAAGCAUUUUUGGUUUGUGGUUUGAGAAAAUCAUCACUUUCUGACAUUUAUACACAGUUACUCAGUUCAUGGAGAAAAUGAUCACCAGAUAAAUGGAUUAUGAGAAUAAUGCGUGUAACUAUGUGCACAUAAUGAACUAUAUUAUAGUUGACAUGUGAAGCCCAGCACUCUGAGGACUUGAAUGCUGUCAUCUCAGCUGCUCUGAGCUUCAGUGAAGACGCAGCGGUCCUGAUGCGAGCUGAAUGUUUCACAGACUCUGGAGCACAUCGUCGUUGCUGUUCUUUUCUUUUUCUCUUGAGAUGAAAUAUUUUCUACCAAAGAAAUUCACUUUUGUAUUUAGCCUAAAGGUCAUUUCAGUACGUUUAUAUCUGUUGGAUGUCUUAUAUUCUUUAGUCUAUCAAUGUGAUUUUAGUACUUUGCAGAUUUGAACUGAAUGUAAACAUUAGAUGAAGCUCUGUUGAUGUUCUUCUGAUCUGUCACAGGUUCAUAUGUAACUGCAGUUCUUGUAUAAAGUUUUAGAAAACAUUCCAAAGUCUUUAUCUGUCAAUAAAAAUGUUUUAUGUACUUAUUUUUACCUGAUGUAUCAAAUAUCUUCACUGUAAAUAACCUCUGAAUAAACAACUCCUUUUCUGUA
Messenger RNA from Solea solea (common sole), 2110 nucleotides. Its product is annotated as nanos homolog 1-like. Lineage: Eukaryota; Metazoa; Chordata; Actinopteri; Pleuronectiformes; Soleidae. Gene Ontology annotation, molecular function: zinc ion binding; mRNA binding. The record is from RefSeq and is a predicted model, not a curated record. Bases 134 to 808 code for a protein of 224 amino acids. Gene Ontology annotation, cellular component: perinuclear region of cytoplasm. Gene Ontology annotation, biological process: negative regulation of translation; oogenesis. The transcript has a single exon.